UGCAUAUUUUACAAUUAUUCUUCUCUCAACUCAAUGCAUGCUCUAUUGAAUCGUGAAACGUAUAAAUACAACCUCGGCUGGAUAGUGCUGGCCAGACCAAAUUCGUGACCACAAGCGUGUUUCAUGUUCGCCACUGCCCCGUCAUGGUUUAGAAUAGCAGAGCUGUGAUUGACACAUGCUUGAGCGCUUCAAGCUUCGCUUGGCUGGGCCCCUGUCUGGGCUACGUCACUGUUUGGAUGGUGAUACACCGGCAGCCUGCUUGUUGUGGAUGUAGUAGUAUAAAGACCAGGUGUUCACCCCCUGCUGGAAUUAACACCCCUCAAGCAACCCCACAGCAUCAACAUCGACCUGGAACUUCUACAUAUUAUACCAUCAUGUCUGACUACAACCGUGAUUACGACGAGAACGCUGCUCGCUUCGCUGGAGAAGCUUUCGUGCUCACAGAGGGCUCCUACGACUGUGCAGACCAAGCUUUCGACCGCGAAGAACAAAGAGUUGGCGACUCCUUCCGCCGCGACGAGCAAGCCGUUGAAAACGCACCCGAGAACGUCGCCCGCUAUGCCGAACAAGGCUUCAACAACACAGUCCAAGGUGUCGAGAACAUCCCCUCAGACAUCGGUGCCGGCCUCCGUGGUGCAGCAAACUGGAUCGGAGAAAAGAUUGGCGGUGUGGAGAAUGAGGGAAGACGUGCCGAGCAGGACGUUGAGAACAGAUACGACCAAGCCGAGCAAGGGGUUGAGAACCGCUACAAUGAUGCUGAACAGGAUGUUGAUCGUUUUGGUCAAGACGCAAGAAAUAAGUACAAUGAUGCUGAGCAGGAUGUGGAUCGCUUCAACUCGGGUGUGGAAAACUCGUACAAUCAGGGCGAGCAGCAGGGUAGACGUGACGGUUGGUAGAUAUGCGCCUUGUUUGGGGCGCCAUUACAGGCCGAGAGUAGCCAUGUAAUUUGGAUGCAUCGGAGAAUGCAGACAUCAAGGAACGAACUGCUGAUUGACCGCCUGUUCUAGCAACGCGAGUCGCGCCAUCCCGG
Messenger RNA from Aureobasidium subglaciale EXF-2481, 1030 nucleotides. RefSeq lists its product as uncharacterized. The record is from RefSeq and is a predicted model, not a curated record. The transcript is spliced from 2 exons. The coding region runs from base 375 to 896 and encodes 173 amino acids. Lineage: Eukaryota; Fungi; Ascomycota; Dothideomycetes; Dothideales; Saccotheciaceae.